Cucurbita pepo subsp. pepo (vegetable marrow) is the source of this 581-nucleotide messenger RNA. NCBI's taxonomy places the organism in Eukaryota, Viridiplantae, Streptophyta, Magnoliopsida, Cucurbitales, Cucurbitaceae. The record is from RefSeq and is a predicted model, not a curated record.
UGCUUUAACUUGAUGCGAAAUAUACUGAUUUAUGCUCUAGGAUUUUCCAUUUAAUGAAUCCAUCUGAAUGAAUACUAUGAUCAGGACAGAUGGUUUGCCAAAUUAACUAAUGAGAAGUGCUUAUUUGUGCAAUAUUUUUUCUUGAGACUCCUUCAGUUGUGAGUUCUAUAGAUCACCGUAAUCACCAGAUCUUUAUAUUUUUCUGUAUGUCGCCUUGGGAAUGAAGAACUGUGCAGAGCCAGAUGGUGGGAGGUGGCAGUAUUCAGAAACUAACAACGAAUGAUGCCCUAGAAUAUCUUAAGAAUGUCAAGGACAUCUUCCGAGACAAGAAGGAAACAUAUGAAGAUUUUCUUGAAGUUAUGAAAGAAUUCAAGGCUCAAAGAAUUGAUACUGCCGGUGUCAUAGCAAGAGUAAAGCAUCUAUUUAAAGGUCAUCGUGACCUGAUUUUGGGCUUUAAUACUUUUUUGCCCAAAGGAUUUGCAAUAACUUGUUCUCCUGAGGAUGAAACACCUCCUCAAAAGAAGAAGCCUGUUCAAUUUGAAGAAGCUAUCAACUUUGUCGGUAAGAUUAAGGUAAUUAAA